Elaeis guineensis (African oil palm) is the source of this 2185-nucleotide messenger RNA. RefSeq names its product CBL-interacting serine/threonine-protein kinase 21. Gene Ontology annotation, biological process: signal transduction; protein phosphorylation. Lineage: Eukaryota; Viridiplantae; Streptophyta; Magnoliopsida; Arecales; Arecaceae. The record is from RefSeq and is a predicted model, not a curated record. Gene Ontology annotation, molecular function: protein serine/threonine kinase activity; ATP binding.
UUCUCCCUUUCCUUCCCUCUGCGAGGGAGAGUACCCAUCAAUUCACGUUAUUUGAUAUUGAGCUUGUUUAACACGAACCAGCCAUUUGUUUGCCUCCGUGGCUCCUCUAUAACUCCUCAAAACCAAGGAAGCCGAGUCCUCCAAAGACUUUUCCAUCAAAUAAAUAGAAAGUUGGGGAAGAAUAGGUACUGUUUCCUUGGAUCUUGGAAGAGAAAAGAGGCCCUCGCCAUGGAUAUAUUCUCCAGGGACUUGACACCAACACCACUCAAAGCCUAGAAGGACAUAUGUCUGGGGGAGAGCAAUGGGCUAUGCGACGAGCAUUGGGAAAUACCACCUUGGCCGGACUAUUGGGGAGGGCACCUUCGCCAAGGUCAAGCUGGCUGUGAACACCGAGACGAAUAAGAACGUCGCCGUUAAGAUCAUCGACAAGAAGAUGGUGUUGAAGAACAAGCUAAUGUAUCAGGUCAAAAGAGAAAUCAGCACAAUGAAGCUUCUGCAUCACCCUAACAUAGUUAAGAUAUACGAGGUAAUUGCGACUAAGACAAAGAUUUAUCUUGUAAUGGAAUAUGUCUCUGGAGGACAACUUUCUGAUAAGUUGUCUUAUCUUAAGAGGAUGGAUGAGAGAGAGGCAAGGAAAUACUUUCAGCAGCUAAUCGAUGCUGUGGAUUACUGCCAUGGCAAAGGAAUUUACCAUAGAGAUCUGAAGCCAGAGAACCUGCUUUUAGAUAACAAGGGCAAUCUAAAGGUAUCCGAUUUUGGGCUCUGUGUAUUGAGAAAGCCUGGAGACUUGUUAUCGACCGCCUGUGGAUCUCCGAGUUACGUCGCUCCUGAGGUGAUAGUCCACAAGCAUUAUGAGGGAGCAGGUGUUGAUAUAUGGUCUUGUGGAGUGAUUCUGUUUGAAUUACUUGCGGGCUACCUGCCUUUCGAAGAUCGCAGCCUGAUGAACAUGUAUAGAAAGAUAUCUAGGGCAGAUUAUAGAUGCCCCAAUUGGUUCACCGCCUCCCAAAGAAAGCUAAUUUCCAGGAUGCUGGAUCCAUUGCCAACCAAGCGGGCCACGAUAGCAGAGAUUCUCGAAAAUGAGUGGUUUCGGGUGGAUUAUGAGCCAUCAGCAGGAAACGAAAAUGAUGAGAACCUGAAUUCAGAUGAUAUCAGUAAUACAAUUGACAACAGAAAUGAGAGAACCAAUCAGACAAUGAAAGGAAAACCACAUAGGUUCAUCAAUGCUUUCCAACUCAUAGCAAUGUCCAGCGACCUCGAUUUGUCUGGUCUUUUCCAUGAGCAGAAAACAAAGCUUGGCUCUGAGCAUUCAAUAGAUGAAACACUAGAAAAAAUUGAGGCUGCUGCAAAGGAUGUAAGCCUAUAUGUAGAAAGGAUGAGCAAUUCUAAGGUGAAACUUCACUGUGACAAAAGGUUAACAAGAAGUUGGUCCCACUUUACUUUAUCAGCAGAGGUGUUUGAGGUGACACCAAUUCAUUGCGUUGUAGAAAUAUCGAAAACUGCAGGAGAUCUAAGAGCAUAUAAAGAGUUCUGCAAAAGCUUAUUGAGCUUGCUCAGGCAGAGCUCUGCUGGUAGUUCAUCAGAAUUGCAGGCAUCCGAGACUGAUGAUGAAAGCGUGGGAAGGAGUUGAUUGUAUGCAGUUCCUAUCAAUGAAACAACAAUUGGAAUGGAGCAAGCAGUUUUCUCGAUCGAGGCCUGAUUCCUACUGACCAAGUUCCAUGUAAAGCUGACUAAAAACUUAACGCCUGUAUGAUGACAGCAAUAUAGCAAGCACAACAACAGGGCCAUGAUUACAGGCAUCUUUUUUUCUUUCUGUUGUAAUGGAUGACACUUCUUUUCUCUAAGGCGAAGAGUCUUACACUCGACCCAGUGGGCAAACAUGCCGGGAUCCGGCUCCACACACCUGCUCCUGCUGACAUAUUUUGAAGCACUUUCACGUGUGAACCGAAGUCGUCUUGCAUCACUUGCUCCUUUCUUAUUUCAAUGCUUGCCUUUUUCAUCUUCUAUAAACUUCGUACAAAGCAUCUCAGAGGAAGAUGAUCAAUGCUCACGGAAAAAGAUCAGAGAUUUUGUCCAUGUCUUACUGAUUAAAAGACAGACCUCUGUAACCGUGACAGAUGCUUGUGGGGAUAAUAAGAUUGGGGCCUGAUCACUCUUAGAGAGGUUAUUUUCCCCACCUUCAUCAGUA